Molecule: messenger RNA, 4867 nt
Organism: Mus musculus (house mouse)
Lineage: Eukaryota; Metazoa; Chordata; Mammalia; Rodentia; Muridae
Gene: Rgs3
Product: regulator of G-protein signaling 3
Exons: 18
Coding region: 428-2236 (602 amino acids)
Biological process (GO): G protein-coupled receptor signaling pathway
Cellular component (GO): cytoplasm; nucleus; plasma membrane
Molecular function (GO): GTPase activator activity
Source: RefSeq, a predicted model, not a curated record
GAGCUGGUCGAGCAGGCCAAGCUUCCUCAAGUGGGCAAGUCAGGCUGCAGGGCCAUAGUGGGGUUGACAUUUGCAGUUUUGAGGUGAGGCUGCUGAAGCUAGGGUUCCUGCGGGAUCACCAGAGGAAGGAGCCACCUCUGGUGGCUGGUGGCAGUCCUUCCUCCCAGCUCCUGGAGCCCACGCCUCCCCGGAUCUGGCCCGCGUCAGCCAAGUCAGGUGGAAAUCUCCCCAUUCAAACCAGCGCGGGCCAAUCAGGGACUGGCGCGCCCGGCUGUUCCAACGCGCGGAGCGGCCGGGCCCCGGAUCCCGCCCGCCCGGGAGACGCAGGCGAGGUGCAGAAAGGCUGAGCCUGCUGCCUGGGUUACCUGCACCCACAUAACCACCGCCUGGGGACAGGCCCUCCUGUCCUGGCCGCAACAGGGACGCCAUGGAGCGCUCUCUGCACCGCGUCUCCCUCGGGAGCCGGCGCGCCCACCCGAACUUGUCCUUCUAUCUCACCACCUUUGGUCAACUGAAGCUGUCCAUUGAUGCCCAGGAUCGGGUUCUGCUGCUGCACAUCAUAGAAGGCAAAGGCCUGAUGAGCAGGGAGCCUGGCAUCUGCGAUCCCUAUGUGAAGGUUUCUUUGAUCCCAGAAGACAGCCAGCUCCCCUGCCAGACCACACAGAUCAUUCCAGACUGCCGAGACCCAGCUUUCCACGAGCACUUCUUCUUUCCUGUCCCAGAGGAGGGUGAUCAGAAGCGUCUUCUGGUGACAGUGUGGAACCGGGCCAGUGAGACCAGGCAGCAUACGCUUAUUGGCUGCAUGAGCUUUGGGGUGAGGUCUCUCUUGACUCCGGACAAGGAGAUCAGUGGCUGGUACUAUCUGCUAGGGGAGGACCUGGGUCGGACCAAGCACCUCAAGGUGGCUAGGCGGCGGCUCCAGCCCCUGAGAGACAUGCUGUUGAGAAUGCCAGGAGAGGGGGACCCUGAGAACGGGGAGAAACUCCAGAUCACCAUCCGGAGGGGCAAAGACGGCUUUGGCUUCACCAUCUGCUGUGACUCUCCGGUCCGAGUCCAGGCUGUGGAUUCUGGGGGCCCGGCAGAGAGGGCGGGACUGCAGCAGCUGGACACAGUGCUACAACUGAAUGAGAGACCCGUGGAGCACUGGAAAUGUGUGGAGCUGGCACAUGAGAUCCGGAGCUGUCCUAGCGAGAUCAUCCUGCUCGUGUGGCGUGUGGUCCCCCAGAUCAAGCCGGGGCCAGAUGGCGGAGUCUUGCGGCGGGCCUCCUGCAAGUCCACACAUGACCUCCUGUCACCCCCUAACAAGAGGGAGAAGAACUGUACUCAUGGGGCCCCAGUUCGUCCUGAGCAGCGCCACAGCUGCCACCUGGUGUGUGACAGCUCUGAUGGUCUACUGCUUGGUGGCUGGGAGCGCUACACUGAGGUGGGCAAGCGCAGUGGCCAGCACACCCUGCCUGCACUGUCCCGGACCACCACCCCUACUGACCCCAACUACAUCAUCCUGGCCCCACUGAAUCCUGGAAGCCAGUUGCUGCGGCCUGUGUACCAGGAGGAUACAAUCCCUGAAGAACCGGGGACUACUACUAAAGGGAAAUCGUACACCGGCCUGGGCAAGAAGUCUCGGCUCAUGAAGACAGUGCAGACCAUGAAGGGCCACAGUAACUACCAAGACUGCUCAGCCCUGAGACCGCACAUCCCGCAUUCCAGUUACGGCACCUAUGUCACCCUGGCCCCUAAAGUCCUGGUGUUCCCUGUCUUUGUGCAGCCCCUAGAUCUCUGUAACCCUGCCCGGACUCUCCUGCUGUCGGAGGAGCUGCUGCUGUAUGAGGGGAGGAACAAGACUUCCCAGGUGACACUGUUUGCCUACUCGGACCUGCUGCUGUUCACUAAGGAGGAGGAGCCAGGCCGCUGCGACGUCCUGAGAAAUCCCCUCUACCUCCAGAGCGUGAAGCUACAGGAGGGCUCUUCAGAAGACUUGAAAUUCUGUGUGCUGUACCUGGCAGAGAAGGCAGAGUGCUUAUUCACUUUGGAGGCACACUCGCAGGAGCAGAAGAAGAGAGUGUGCUGGUGCCUGUCGGAGAACAUCGCCAAGCAGCAACAGCUGGCCGCACCACCUACAGAGAGGAAGAAACUUCACCCUUACGGCUCUCUCCAGCAGGAGAUGGGGCCAGUCACCUCCAUCAGUGCCACCCAGGAUAGAAGCUUUACCUCAUCAGGACAGACCCUGAUUGGCUGAGCAAGUCCAAGGGCAGGACUAUGCUUCUGGCAACUCUGGGGCUUCCCCUAUCACACAGUAACCUCAUCUCAACUGGACCCAAAACAGAAGACCAAGAUGGUGGGCCUAGGGUCACCUGGAGGGAGUGGUCCCAAGGGUGUGUGUGGACCUGGCAACAGGAGGAACAGUGGUAUGAGGGACCCUGUGGGUUUGUGCAGACUGGUACCAGGAAGUCCUGGAUGGAGAAGACGCCAAAACAGGAGGCUAAGUGGCACCUGGGCACCUUCCUGGGCACAGCAGGAAAGAGGGAGAGGGCACUCGAACGGAAGAUGGUGCCUGUGACCCAUUCCUGCUGGAAGACAUCUCUCCUUCCCACUCCUAUUUCAAAUGGACACAUUUACUUCCUCAGUCAGUGGGUACUGGGGGACAUCUCCUUUGUGCUAGGGUGUGUGCUAGAAGAUGCUGUGCUCCCAUCAAGAUCCCAGCCCUCCCCGUCCCAACAGGGAGAGAACACCAAAUAAAUCAACACUGAUACACACAUACACUGCAAGGGUCUGUACAGAAACAUCACAGAUGUCUUCAGACAGGGCAUUAUGUCUCCUUGCUACGUGUGGGCUAUGAAGGGGAACCAUACAGCUUGAGCUGGAGAGGAGCUAGCCAGCCAAGGACUUUGAAGAGAGCGUUCCAGGCAGUGGAAGAAGCUUGAGGAAAGGUGUCACAGACUCCUCCCGGUGCAUAUCUACAAGAUCAGAUUGCAGUUAGGAGGGGCCCAAGUGGCUGUGAGACUGGUUAGGGCUCCCCUUCAGGCCUCCAGGGUGAGGGGUGAUGGUGGUUUGUUCUAGAGGGCGCUGCGAUGGUAGGUAUUGGAAGGGUAGGCUCUGGGAUAAGGAGUGAUGCUAGCUCACCCUUGCCUGCCCUCGUGCUCCGUUGGGUCUUGCUAUCUUGGUGGCGUGAGGUUUGAGGCCUCCCUCCUAGGGAUUCCUCUACUCAGACCAGAGUUGAGCUUUUGGGAAUGCCCAUGAGCACCGAAACAGUAAAGCUUAAUUUUCCCAAGAUGGGAAAGUUCAUGUCUCCCCUGCUUCCAGGCUCCGUAGAGAUCACCUGUAUCUGCUCUACCUGUCAUGCUAAGAGAAGGAAGCUAGGGCCUUGCACUCUGAGAACUCCCGUUUUUUGCUUUCUGUAGGGCUUCUAAGGAGCAGCAGCCGGUGGCCAGGACCAAGUGUAGCUCAGCAACCUUUACAGAGACAACAUGAAAGGAAUCUUGCCCAGGUCCAGUAAUGAGAGCUGGGUCCACUCCCAUGCUCUGGGCUAGGUAGCUCACCCUUUUCUAACUGUAGAGACCCAGCAGGACAGAAUCUCAAGGCUGUGGAUUGGAAGGACGAGGGCCAUAUGCUAGAGAGUAUUUGUCGGGUUAGGUACUGAGCACGCAGAGGCAGAAAGCUGCAGUGAUGGCUAAGGCCAGAGAAGCCCCAGACCUGAGUCUUAAGUACCUUAAGGACGAUUCUUGUGCUCUUUUGAGUUUGCUAAACUACCAGAGCCACCUGAGCCCCUAAAUGGUGGCCCAGGAGAGUGCAUGUCCCUUAUUUUCCUUCCAACUUUGGAAAAAUGAGCCAUGCUGAGUUAUCAGUCUAACAGGGAAUGGGGUGACUCUGCAGGAAUCAGGCUAACACCCAGCCCAGCAAGGAAAGAUUGGCUUGGUUCAAGGGUUGUGUAGCACCACACUGCCAGCCAGUGAUCAGCCCACGGGGUAAAUCCGAACAGCCGGGUCUGUGCAGACAGCAAACCACACUUUGAUUUCACUUGAUUCUCUCACCUAAUGAUUGAUCGUGAGGUCAUGAAGCCCAGGAGGACCACCUGCGUGGGAAAUCAGCUAUCUUGUUUCGCUUGCAUCUGGGCACAGACCUCUGUCCAACAGAUGGGCACAGAAGACAAGAAGAGGAUCUGAACAUAACACCCACCCCGGGGACGAGCCGUUCUCCCUGAUCAGCAACUUCUGAGUGGAACAGAUUCUCCCAUCAAGCUCCCAGGCCUACUGGCUGAUGGGGAAGAGGAAGGUACUCCUGGCAAGUCCUGGGCUAGCUUGCUCCAUGACUGUGGUGAGCCACGGCACCAUGGCCAUCUUGCUUCAUAAAUCAAUGUGACAAUUAAUUUGGUGUCGUGGGCCCGAGAGGAUGAAAUAUGACCCGGUGGCCUCCGCUCUUCAGUCCAUCCCAGCUGUUCAAGAGGAGGAGGAGCUCUCAGCGUGGCCUCUGAGAGUCAUAAUCACGGGAACCACGCCGGCCCCCUCCCUGCCACAUAAAUCACGCUAAGAAGCACACAACGACUUCUUUCCUGAUGGGCUAAUUGUCUUGGGUGGUGUCUCCGGCCCCAGGAGCGGGGAGGUCGGGAGCACAGCCACUUUAUUGUUGAAAGGCCAUCUGUGAGAUUUGAAUACAAAGUGCCUCUUUGAGUCUCCUACCCGUUCUGGGAUCCCAUUUCUGUGUCUCCCACUCUGAGUCCUUUGAAGCUCAUCUCUCAUAGAAGCCCUCAUUGCCUGAGUCCUUUGGCCCUUUGGGAGCUGGAAUUAUACAGACCUUCUGAGAAUGGUGAUUCUUAUUUGUACAUGUCUUAUUAUUAUUACUAUUAUAAUAAUAAUUAUUAUUAUUAAUUUCC